Messenger RNA from Babesia bovis T2Bo, 900 nucleotides. Its product is annotated as Cytokine-induced anti-apoptosis inhibitor 1 family protein. The coding region runs from base 108 to 860 and encodes 250 amino acids. Gene Ontology annotation, cellular component: cytoplasm. The record is from RefSeq and is a predicted model, not a curated record. Gene Ontology annotation, biological process: iron-sulfur cluster assembly. The transcript is spliced from 2 exons. Gene Ontology annotation, molecular function: iron-sulfur cluster binding. NCBI's taxonomy places the organism in Eukaryota, Apicomplexa, Aconoidasida, Piroplasmida, Babesiidae.
UUACAUAAUACAUAAAUUUGUAGUGAUAUUUUUGCAGUGUUGUGAUCCAUCACGAUUCACGGACUUAGUGUGUUGUGUUACCCCUUACGUUAUAUUUACAUGUGAAAAUGGCGUUCCGUAUAUUGGCUGUUGGCGCUAAUAGAGAAGACAUGGAGAAGCAUGUUCGUUUUAGCUCAUUUCUUAGCAAGUAUUCUUCGAUUACUUCAUCUUUGCUGAAACUAGACAGUGUACUUUUUCCAUCAGUUACUCGUUUGGAGUUGUCUAAAAAAGAUUACGAUUAUAUGAGCAUUUCAGCUGUGUUUGAAUAUGGCAAUAAACCUUGUACUUAUGACCAUGUGGUACUGGCUACCGAUUCCACAUUUUGCAGAACCGGGUCAGAUGCGUCACCGCUUUUAGAAAAGUUACAUGAAGCUUUAACACCCAAUGGCACUAUCGUUAUAAUUCUUCCCCAUUCUAAUCCAAAUGAAAAUGUCGUUAAGAAGGAGUGUAUGUACACAGGAUUCGUGGAACUGACGUUUUUCGAGCACAAUAAUUUUAAGUGGAUUGUUGGUAAACGGCCCAAUUGGGCUCCUGCACAACGUUCACUGACUCGAGGUACUCUAAAAGUCGUUUCUUUGGACGACUACAUUCCCUCUGCUCCAGCAGCUGAAUCAUGUGACACUAAACCUAGACCAUGUGCAAAUUGCAAUUGUGGACGCGCUGAACGUGUUAAUACCGAUGCAAAGGAAUCAACGGUUAACGCUGAUGGGCCAACUUCAAGCUGUGGCAAGUGCUAUCUUGGUGAUGCCUUUCGUUGCGCAAACUGCCCAUAUCGGGGCAUGCCGGCUUUCGCACCGGGAGAUAAGAUACGUCUAGAAUGACGAUGAGAUAUAUAAUAUCGUUCUUAAUACACAACUAUGU